UUGACAACCUUCCCUCGAGUUUACUGCCCGCCCCUUGACAAUAUGCCGCCAGCCAUGCCGCAGACACCCCACAAGGAUGACCUCGAUGAAACGUGGUCCUUCUUGGAGGCCGGGAUCAACAGUGUGAUGCUGAAGUUAGAGGAGGGUGUUGAUAUGAAAACCUACAUGGCUCUUUAUACUGCCGUCCAUAACUUUUGCACUUCUCAAAAAGCUGUGGCUAGUAACCAAGGCUUACAGGCUCACCGUGGAGCCCACUUGCUUGGCGAGGAACUUUACAAGUUGCUUGGAGAGUAUCUAUCACGUCAUUUGAGUGUCGUAUUCAGGGAAUCACAAGGUCAUGCCGAUGAAGCGCUGCUCGGUUUCUACAUCCGCGAGUGGACUCGUUACACGACUGCCGCCAAAUACGUAAAUCAUUUGUUCAGCUACCUUAACCGCCACUGGGUCAAACGUGAGAUCGACGAGGGCAAAAAGAAUGUUUACGAUGUUUACACUCUGCAUUUGGUCAAAUGGAAGGAUGACUUCUUCGAGAACGUGCACGGGAAGGUGAUGGAUGCUGUUCUCAAUUUGAUUGAGAAGCAGAGGAAUGGGGAAACUAUUGAACAAUCCCAGAUCAAGAGUAUCGUCGAUUCCUUCGUUUCGCUUGGAUUGGACGAGAAUGACAGCAAAAAAUCGACCCUUGAAGUCUACCGACAGUACUUCCAGCGACCCUUCAUCGAUGCGACCAGAGCAUACUAUGAAACUGAGUCUCGGCAGUUUGUGGCGGAGAACAGUGUCGUGGAAUACAUGAAGAAAGCUGAAGCUCGUCUCGAGGAGGAAAAAGCCCGCGUCGGCCUCUAUCUCCACCCCGACGUUGCGAAGAGCCUCACCGAGACAUGUCUUGAUGUUCUGGUCACCAAUCACUCUACUUUGCUUCGCGAUGAAUUCCAGGUCUUGCUUGAUAACGAGCGCCAGGAGGAUCUGGCUCGUAUGUAUCGACUCCUGUCGCGCAUCAAGGAUGGCCUGGACCCGCUUCGCGCCACUUUUGAAAACCACGUGAGGCGCGCCGGUUUGGCUGCAGUAGAGAAGGUUGCCUCAGAGGGCGACAACUUUGAACCUAAGUUGUACGUUGAUGCCCUUCUCCAGGUACACACGUGCUAUCAGAAAUUAGUUGAUGAGGCCUUCAAUGGCGAAUCUGAGUUCGUGCGGUCUCUCGAUAAUGCCUGCCGCGAGUUCGUCAACCGCAACCGCAUUUGCAAAUCCACUACAACCAAGUCUCCUGAAUUGUUGGCGCGAUAUACCGAUUCACUUCUCAAGAAGGGAUCAAAGGCGGCUGAGGAGUCUGAACUGGAGGAGAUGCUCGUUCAAAUCAUGACAGUCUUUAAGUACAUCGAAGAUAAGGAUGUUUUCCAGAAAUUUUACUCCAAGAUGCUGGCCAAGCGUCUGGUGCAUGUCAGCUCAGUGUCCGAUGAUGCAGAGACCAGCAUGAUCAGCAAGCUGAAGGAGGCCUGCGGCUUUGAAUACACCAACAAGUUGCAGCGCAUGUUCCAGGACAUUCAAAUUUCAAAGGAUUUGAACGCCAACUAUAAGGAUUACCAAGACAAGGUUCUUGAUGAUGAUGACCGGAAGCGUAUGGUUGAUGCACACUUCCAGAUUCUUGGAACUGGUUUCUGGCCUCUGAACCCGCCAACUAGUGACUUUACUGCUCCUAUUGAGAUCAGCAAGACCGCCAAGCGAUUUGAGAAGUUCUACUUCGACAAGCAUAAUGGUCGUAAGCUAACGUGGCUAUGGCAGCUAUGCAAGGGUGAAGUGAAGGCCACCUACAUUAAGAAUGCCAAGGUGCCUUACACUUUCCAAGUCUCAACUUACCAAAUGAGCAUCCUAUUGCUGUUUAACGAGACCGAUACUCUGUCAUAUCCUGAGAUCCAAAAGGCCACUGCCUUGGGCCCUGAUCUACUUGAUCCCAACCUCAGCAUCCUCUUGAAAGCUAGGGUACUUCUCGCAAGCACCGAGGGUAAACCUGGUCCUUCCACCACUUUCUCCUUGAAUUACAACUUCAAGAACAAGAAGAUCAAGGUCAACCUUAACAUUCAGAUCAAGUCGGAGCAAAAAGUAGAAUCUGACGAUACACAUAAAACCAUAGAGGAGGACCGGAAACUGCUUCUCCAGUCCGCUAUCGUUCGCAUCAUGAAAUCCCGGAAAAAGAUGAAGCAUGUCCAGCUGGUCCAGGAAGUUAUUCAGCAGGUCAAGUCCCGCUUCCCUCCCAAGAUUCCGGACAUCAAAAGAAACAUUGAAGCUCUCAUGGAGAAGGACUACAUUGAACGUCUAGACGGGGAUGAGAUUGCUUACAUUGCUUAA
Penicillium macrosclerotiorum is the source of this 2334-nucleotide messenger RNA. It is a transcript of the gene culA, whose product is annotated as cullin culA. NCBI's taxonomy places the organism in Eukaryota, Fungi, Ascomycota, Eurotiomycetes, Eurotiales, Aspergillaceae. Gene Ontology annotation, cellular component: SCF ubiquitin ligase complex. The transcript is spliced from 6 exons. Gene Ontology annotation, molecular function: ubiquitin protein ligase binding. Gene Ontology annotation, biological process: SCF-dependent proteasomal ubiquitin-dependent protein catabolic process; protein ubiquitination. The record is from RefSeq and is a predicted model, not a curated record.